Messenger RNA from Drosophila serrata, 3620 nucleotides. RefSeq names its product SIDL trafficking protein particle complex subunit 10 (gene SIDL). The record is from RefSeq and is a predicted model, not a curated record. Gene Ontology annotation, biological process: intra-Golgi vesicle-mediated transport; early endosome to Golgi transport. Lineage: Eukaryota; Metazoa; Arthropoda; Insecta; Diptera; Drosophilidae. Gene Ontology annotation, cellular component: TRAPPII protein complex.
GAUAUCGAAACAGCUGUUUUUCGUUGAUUGUUGAGGCUGCUUUCUAUAUCCAAUGAAAAAUAAACAAAAAGAACGGAAAACAUGCAGAUAAAGCCAAUAAUUACAUAUUCCGGUUCAUGUCCUCUUUUCCGGUCGCUGGAGUCUCAAAUCCUGAAUGCAAUCCCUCUGGACACUUGCGAGUGGCGGCGCACCUUCCAACGCCCCACAAAACAUGUUCGAUUGGAGGCCCAGACCCAACAGUUCAAUGUGGCUGUCCUAGAGAAGUACAAGCAGGGCGACUGGAGCAUUUUGGAACACCCAAUACUGCACAUCUACGUGACAGAAUGCAAUGAUGUGGACACCUACAAGGCCACCAUUAGGGAAGAGAUCGAUACCUGGCUGAAGGUGUUGACCAGUUACGGCAUCUCGGACUGGAUGAUACUGCUUGUUGAGACCUUGGACAUGCGAAAGACUAAAAACUUUAUGCCUCGCACCACGGUGCUCGAUAAGAUUCGUCUGGACUUUGGCAGCAAAAAUGACGAUCGCUGCAUUUCCGUGCUGAAUCCAGCCAAAUUCGAGCAAAAAUCGACGGAGUCGUUCCGCUGCCUGGUGCAGCGUAUCCGCUUCCUGAUGCUCACCAGUUACAAUCGCAAUAUUGUGAAGUACGAAGAACUUAUACGCAGCAAGCGCGAGAAGCGGAAUCACGAUGGCUGGGACUUCCGCCAGUAUUUCUUCAUGCAGGAGGACCUGGCGCUGAUCUUCGAGAAGCUGGAACUGCCCACCGAAGCUCUGAUACAGUAUGAUGAACUUGACGCCAUGUUCUCGCAAUACGUCACGCACACGGGUCUCAAUGAGAAACAGCCUUGGCCCAGCCAUUUUCGCCGGCCGCUGGAUGCCUUUCAUGGCAUUUGCCUGUCCAGACCGGACAGGUUUGAGAUGAGGACAAAAAUCCGUGAUGAGGGUGUUUCCCUGCUGGAGUUCCGUAACUAUCUGUUCGAACGCCAGGCUUAUCUGCUACUUAGUUGUAACGACAUACCGGAGAUUGCAAAGAGGCUGCUUAACUUUCUCUUUUCCACGCUACGAGAGGUGGAGUUUAUCAAGCUGGAGUGCCAGGAGGGAGCCCUCUGCUGCUGGGAGUUUGUCUGUGCCCUGGAGGUCUUACAGCUGUGCGAGCAGGCCAUGGAGCCCAACGAGGUAACCUGUUUCCAGCACUGUGCUCCCAUCUGGAACUUGGCCAAGGACAAGCUCUACGAACUGGGUAAGCUGUGCGGACUUCUGCCGGGUUGUACGCCAAGCUCGGAGCAGCUACAUAUCGUGGUGCAGCUGUCGUCGGGCAUAGGAGACGCCCCACCAGAGCAGCAACAAUUUCUCCAGGCCACGCCGCAGCUGCGGGAGCGUUCGCCCAACCGGAAACCAAAGAAAUCGGCGGCGGAGCAACUUAAGGAGGCACUGGGCUCCAAUCAGGCUUUCCAGAAGCUGUACCUGGAGUUGGCGGAGCUGGCCAUCAGCACAUACAAGCAUGUGUCCCGGUUGCGAUCGGCGCGGUUGGUAGGCUUGGAUUUAGGCAACUUUUAUUGUGCCCUGAAUGAGCCACACAAAGCGGUUGGAUUCUUCACGGAUCUCCUUCGGGAACUGAAGGCUGAGAACUGGCAUAUGCUAAGCUCCCAGACGUUACUGGAACUGGCCAACUGUUAUCGGAAGAUGGGCGACUCUCUGGCCUACACCAAGACCUGCAGUUCCAUCUCCUGCUGCGUAGAGUUGGAGACCCUGGUCCGAACUUUCUAUUUUGACGAGUUCCUCAAGUCGCUAAAAACCCUAAAAACAACGCUCUCGGCUCAGCCAUCCAUGGAAAAUGCGAAUUUCUGUGUCCUGGAGGAUCAUUUUCGUGUCAUUGAUAUCGAGGUGCUUAAUCAGACAGCGAUAAUACAGGACGACUACAUUGUUGUGCAACUGAAAUUGGAGAGUCUCUAUCCGCGCGGGAUUGUUGCCGAGAAUAUCAAGCUCUGCUACGAGUUGCAAGCGGCUCCUCUGGAGUUAGCCAUGGAAAAUGUCUCGCUGACAGCCACAGCUCAGCCGGCGGCGGUCAAGGUUAAAGAGUCGACAUCGCGACUGAAAGUGUCCCUGCAGCUGGUAUACAAACAGGACAACCGUUUGCACUCGUCCUCUGUGGCAUGCGACAUGCCCAAGAGCAAGCAACCAGUGCGGCGCACCAGCAGCACAAAGCGGAAGCUAUCACCCAGUGUGCAAGCAGAUUUCACCAACUUUGUGCAGGCCGAGAACAUUGCCCUGCAGCCGGGCAUCAAUAUCGUUGAGCUGAGGGCAAAGGCCACUCGAGUGGGAAGCUGGCAAUUCAAGCAGCUCUGUGUCAGCAUGUCCAGCUUGGAGUUCCUGUCCGAGCAAUUGCCUUUUGCUCCCCCGAGCUUUGAAAUUAGCACGAAACCUGCCAGCGCCUCGCUGGAGUUUAAAACUUUGAUAGCGGGAAUUGUCCAGCCCAUUAGUCUAAAUAUUUCCGGUGGCAGUUUCAUCUUUCCGCCUGAUGCCAAGAUCUCGUUGCGCUGUUCAAAGAAUUUACGAAUUCGCCAGGCUGUGACUCUCGAUACGGCGAAUGCCAAUGAUGAUUCCUCGUUUGAGAGCUUGCUUCAAGUGCCGCUGCAGAACUUCAAAUCGUUCGAGGAGCGCAGCAUUCCAUUGGAGGUUCUCACAGAUAUGCCAGGCCGGAAGGUGUCCAAGCAUCAUGAGCAUCACAUUGCCCUCAGUUGUCCUUGGUCACGCACAGAGCUGACGAUACCAGUCGAGUUUCAGCCAGCCAUGGAGGCCACUUGCCGCCUCCACACUUGCGGCACCCAAAAGUUUCUGCAGGUGAUCAUGAAGGGUCUUGAUGCUCAUUUAUUACUGCAGCAGGCGAAAGUAAAGUGCGAUGUGCCCGGUGUUCAGCUGCUGGACCUGAACCCCACCUCCCAAGACCCAAUUGAAAUCUACAAAUCCCUGACUGUCACGUAUCUGUAUGAGAUCCAGGUGGAACCACUUAAGACAGAGCAUGAGUUGCCAAUCGUUAAAGUGCACUUUGUGAUUAAAUACGCCACACUAACGCAGCCGGAUGUCUGGCGGACCUAUGGCUGCGCCUUUGAUCUUGUGGAUUACACCACACUCUUCAAGCUCCAAGCCCAGCUGGAGCCGAAUGAACUGUGCCGUCUGCGUACGGUGUGCAACAUGAACCUGAAAAUAACCAAGGUCCAUGAGAAUCCCUACACGGAUCUCAUGUACGAGGUGCUCAACGAUCAGAAUCUCUGGGCAGUGUGCGGCCGUUCGGCGGAUAUGGGUGUCGUGUCAAUGAAGGAUGUUGAUAGUCAUUCCAUAUCGCUGGAUGUGAUGCCCUUGAGUACCGGCUUUCUUCCGAUGCCCAGCAUUCGGUUGUCCAAGUACACGGCCGGCGGCAAGAGUAAGACCGAUGCUCACUCCAAGGUGCAUCCUUUUCCGCCCGGACAAGUCUACAACUCCACGAAGAGCAUGCAGAUCCAUGUCAUAGCCAGUGUAGCCGGGGAUCAGUGAGAAGCCAAAAAUUAAACAAAAAGUUAUAUAGCAACUAUAAACUUUUGCUUUAAGUAUUAUUUAACUUGUACUGUGAACGUUAGUAAAUAUGU